Monosiga brevicollis MX1 is the source of this 1065-nucleotide messenger RNA. RefSeq lists its product as uncharacterized. Gene Ontology annotation, molecular function: actin filament binding; structural constituent of cytoskeleton. Gene Ontology annotation, cellular component: actin cytoskeleton; Arp2/3 protein complex. Gene Ontology annotation, biological process: actin filament polymerization; Arp2/3 complex-mediated actin nucleation. Lineage: Eukaryota; Choanoflagellata; Craspedida; Salpingoecidae. The transcript is spliced from 7 exons. The record is from RefSeq and is a predicted model, not a curated record. The coding region runs from base 172 to 1065 and encodes 297 amino acids.
GGACCGUCUUUGACCCGGACCAACUCGUGCGGUCGGUGCUUUUGAGCUCACGCUUCCGGUGGGACGACAAGUAAUAGCCUCUGUGGUAGCAGUGCCUUGGGAACGACCCAGCUUCGUUUUGGUCUCGGGGUUCUCCUGACUUUUGCAGCACCUUCGCUUCGAAUACCAAUCAUGAUUUUGCAGAACCGCAUCAUCGCGGAAACCCUUGAAGUUCGCCACAACCAGCUGCAGGAGGAGAAAGUGGACCCUGUGGAGGUGACCAUUGCCGAUUUUGAUGGUGCUCUGUAUCACCUGUCCAAUCCGGAGGGUGAUCGCAACAAGGUUCAGAUCAGCCUGGGCGUCAAGUUUUAUCAUGAGCUGCAACCGCAUGGUGUCAACGAGCUGAUGAAGCGCGAGUACGGCGACAUGCUUGUGGCUCCCGAAAGCGGCUACGAUGUAACUAUUGUGGUCGACCUUGCGGCCAUGGGUGCGGACCCCACCGUGACCAUUAUGAAGGCGGCUUCCCUGCGCCGCAACUGCUUUGCGGCCCUGUUUGAAAAGUUCUUCAGCAUGCAGCAGGCGGGCAACAUUGAUGAAAAGGCGGUGCUGCAGUUUCGCGACCAGGAAACGCUGUACAUCAACGUCCUCAAGGAUCGUGUGACGGUCAUUUUCAGCACACUUUUUUCAGACGCCGACGACGUUGUGAUUGGCAAGGUCUUCAUGCAGGCCUUUAAGGAUGUCCGUGGCAAGAACCCGCAGGCACCCCAGGUGCUCUUCUCCUACCUGGAGCCGCCGCGCGAGCUCGAGGGCACAGGUGCUCUCAGUGGCAAGAAUGUCGGCUAUGUCACCUUUGUGCUGUUUCCUCGCCACUUUGAGGGAGCAAAGAAGGACUCGACGAUUGACUUGCUGCAUACCUUCCGUGACUACUUGCAUUACCACAUCAAGUGCAGCAAGGCAUACCUGCACCAGCGCAUGCGCGCUCGCACAUCUGAGCUGCUCAAGGUUCUGAACCGUGCUCGACCCGACUCGGAGAGCAAGGAGAAGCGAACCAUCACGGGACGCACUUUUUCCCGCAGCGGCCGCUAA